AUGAAGGAACAUUUCUUUCGUCCCACCACGAUAAGAUAUGAUGGUAGAGAGCUGACGGUCGACGAGUUCUUCCAAAGAAAUGCAUCCAACAUGUGGGGAAGAAACUACGUAUUCGCUGGCCACAAUGGAGUAGAGUAUGUGUGGAAGAUGGAGGUCGACACGGUCAAGCUGUUUGUCAACGACUGGAGAAAUACCCUCGUUGCCCACUUUCACCAAAGGAAUUUGGGGCUCAUGCACCAAGCUCGUCCCGCAUACUUGGAGCUUUUUGGAAAUUUAGACGACCGUACGGUAGACCAGAUUAUUGUCACAUUCGUCUAUGUGGAGAAGUAUCGCAGGGAAUGUGACAAUUGGGAUGCUAUUUGA
Molecule: messenger RNA, 363 nt
Organism: Psilocybe cubensis
Lineage: Eukaryota; Fungi; Basidiomycota; Agaricomycetes; Agaricales; Agrocybaceae
Exons: 3
Coding region: 1-363 (120 amino acids)
Source: RefSeq, a predicted model, not a curated record